UAUUCGUUUUUCUUUAUGUUUUUGAUUGCUAUUUCUAUUAUUGGAUAAGUUUUACAACGUAUAGUGUUUUAAUUAUGUACUAUUGCAAUGUUCAAUGGAUCAUACGGAAACUAAUGGUGAGUCAAAAUUAACGACUUCAAGUGAAACUGUAAAAUUUGAAAAAUAUUCAAAAUGAGAAAUAUAAUAAGUUUGGUAACUUUAUUACUGAUGUUUGCGGCGAAGCCAACAGACAGUCAAACAAUUUAUGGUUGUUACGGCCCACCUGAUAAGCCGUGUACACAACACACACUUUCUUGUGGUGAUGAUGAAGUUAUUGGUUUUGAUGAUAAUUAUGGCCCGGUAACAAUUUUUAACAAGCCAAGCACCAUCGAUUGCCCUUUUCUACCUGAUAAGAAGUGUGUUGACAUAUGUUGCAGACAGAACGCGGUAAAUGUGACCAAGCGUGAACACCACCGAGGCCAGGUAUUUAAUUAUCAGUCCAAUGAACCGGUCAACAAUUCCUCGUAUCUGGUUUCUUUGUUCAACAAUUGUACAAAUCAACCAUAUUGUACGAUUUCUCCGCCGUUUAACGAACUAGGGGGUGAAUAUGAUUUUGUCAGGUAUGACUACAUCUGUAUUCAAGGGUCUAGAAUUUAUAAUGUGGUGGAUAAAUAUACUUUUAGAAAGAGGAACUUUCUUUAUCUGUAUUUUUCUGGGAAAUCAAAUUAUUUAAGAAAUCUAACCUGUUCUUGUGUGAUCAAAGGUCGGGGAAAUAUAAGAAUCGCCAGCACCUACAUCAACCUGGGUCUAGAAUCUUGUAAACGGAUAAAGAUCUUGUCACAGAAUCAAUCUUUUUUACAUUGUACUGAUGAUGGUAUUACUAAGUUUGCAGAAGUUCUGUUUCUGUCCAAUGAGAGUAUAUCGGUACAACUAGACAAUGUUUCGCCUGAACGGGACGAUGUUUUAUGGAUAGAAUUGUUUACACUCGGUGAUUUUAUACAUGUAUCGUGCACCGGAUGUCAGAACAAUAUGGCUGUGGAACAUCCGAGUAUACCUAUACAAUAUCCAGCGACCUCAUCUUCAUAUUUACCAAUAAGCUAUCCUAUUGCCGGUUUGACCAUAAUAGUGUUGUUGAUAUGCCUAGUUUAGAAUGGUCAAUCCACAAGUGGCAGCGCGCGAGACACCAUCCCACCUGUCGGAUUAAAGACUUUCUUAGCUGGCUUGUUGGAUUACAGUGACCUACAUUUCGCUCCAGCUGGGGUAUUAAUUUGUUUAAGACGGGGCUUAGCAAACUACUUUCACACAUUAUAUUUAAAAACCAAUUAUUUGCAAAGCGUAUUAAACAAAUUAAUAUGUAUUAAACAUCUUCGACGAUUAUCUCCUUAAUAUAAAAAUGAAGAUUGCGUGUUCAA
Molecule: messenger RNA, 1391 nt
Organism: Patella vulgata (common limpet)
Lineage: Eukaryota; Metazoa; Mollusca; Gastropoda; Patellidae
Exons: 5
Coding region: 172-1128 (318 amino acids)
Source: RefSeq, a predicted model, not a curated record